AUCUUUCACCUAUAUUAUUGCCACCAAAUACGAACACUAAAGGAAAAGAGAGAGAGAGAGAGAGAGAUAGAUUGAUAUGGGUGAAGAAAUAGUGAAGAGAGCUCUAAACAGCUUAGGUAGAGGAUUCGACUUAACUUCAGAUUUCAGGCUCAAUUUUUGCAAAGGCAAAGGAAGAUUGGUCCGUCUCAAUGAAUCACAAAAAACACAACUUCAAGUCCCUGGUUUUGGCACCUUCAAUGAUGUCUCAAUUGAUAUCAAAUGUGACAAAGGCGAUCGAACUAGAUAUCAAUCUGACAUCCUCAGCUUCAAUCAGAUGUCAGAAUUUUUCAACCAAAGUUCUAAAGUUCCUGGGAAAAUCCCAUCUGGUUGUUUCAAUGCCAUGUUUGGUUUCCAAAGUGGUUCGUGGGCAACUGAUGCAGGGAAUACUAAGUUCUUGGGUCUUGAUGGUUUCUUUAUCACACUAUUCAAUGUUCAUAUUGAUCGAUACCCACUCGCUCUCUCCGAUGAAGUUCGUGAUGCAGUUCCGACAGCAUGGGAUCCCUGUGCUCUUGCCAGAUUCAUUGAGAAAUAUGGGACCCACAUAAUUGUGGGGUUAAGCAUUGGUGGCCAAGAUGUAGUGUUAGUUAAGCAGGAUACGUCUUCGGAGUUGGGGCCAACAGAGCUCAAAAAUCACUUGGAUAAGCUUGGAGAUCAGCUGUUUACUGGGACAUGCAAUUUCUCCCCGCUGAACUCCAAACCUAAAGAGAAGGCACCGCAGGCUUUCAAUGUCUUUGUUACCCAACCUGUUGCUUUCAAUAGCUUCUCAUCCGUCAAUACAAAAGAUGGAAUCACUGUUAUAUGUUACAAGAAGGGAGGUGAUCCAUCGGUCUCAAGCCAUUGCGAGUGGCUUUUAACAGUUCCAUCAAUGCCAGACGCAAUUCAGUUCAGCUUCAUCCCCAUAACUUCUCUCCUUAGAGGUGUUCCUGGCAAAGGUUUUUUAUCCCAUGCCAUCAACCUCUAUCUUCGAUAUAAACCUCCUAUCAGUGAUUUACAGUACUUUCUUGACUUCCAAUCACACAAGAUUUGGGCUCCCAUUCACAACGACCUCCCACUGUCUUCUGUCACAAAUAGGGCUGCUCCAUCAUCGAUCCUCCACUUUAACUUGAUGGGUCCUAAGCUAUAUGUAAACCCUAAUCAGGUUACCGUUGGGAAGAGACCUGUCACAGGGAUGCGCUUGUAUCUAGAGGGCAUGAAAUGCAACAGGUUGGCCAUACAUUUGCAACAUCUAUCAAAUACUCCAAUGAUGCUUGAUAACAAGAUAGAUGAAACAUCAAUAUGGCGAGGAUCAGAAGAUAUUGCCGAUGAUCGAUACUUUGAAGCAAUACACAGAAAAAAGUUUUCCCAUAUAAGCACAGCGCCAGUUAAAUAUGACUCUGGUUGGACCUCUAACGAGGAUGUUGCCUUUAUUGUUACAGGAGCUCAACUUCUUGUAAAGAAACACGACUCAAAAAAUGUUCUUCAUCUUAGGCUCUUGUUCUCUAAGGUGUCGGAUGCUUUCAUUGUGCAAUCAAGUUGGACACAAGUAUCUUCUGGGUUUUCCCAAAAGUCCGGUCUUUUCUCUGCUAUAAGUACUUCGAUUUCGGGCAGCCCGUUGAAAGAGAAACAACCAGCUGUGGUGGUGGAUUCUGGUGUGUUUCCUACAGGGCCUCCAGUGUCAGUACAAGCACAAAAGCUUCUAAAAUUUAUAGAUAUGUCACAGUUAUGUAAAGGUCCACAGGAUAGUCCUGGGCAUUGGUUAGUCACUGGAGCAAGGCUGCAAUUGGAGAAGGGUAAGAUAUGUUUACACGUUAAGUUCUCGUUAUUGAACAUUUGUUCAUGACAAAAGAAGAUAUAAUCAAAUUAAGAGGAAAACACAUCCAAUUUUACACUCAAUUUUACAACAUGCUGAAGUAGUCGAUUGUUAACGGUAAAUAAUAAGUGAUAGGUCUAUAUAAACAGUAAACAUUAGUGGGCAAAUAAUCUUGACUUCUCACAAUUGACCUUAUCAGCAUGUUGUGAAAUUGAAUAUAAAAUUGGGUGUAUCUUAGAUUUAUUCGGAUAAAAGUUUAUGUGGGAAUGAGAUUAGAAGCCUAAUUACAACAAUUGUAGUGUCACGUGAGUAGGAAAGUGGAACACUAUACCUUCAAUGUCCUCAUCAAAAAGAAAUGCAAGUAAUGUAACAUGUACAAAAGUACAAGGUACAUGCUUUCUUAAAGUAGAGGCCCCCGUGGUUGUCACACCCAUUGCAAACUAAGCUUGUAUAGAAAUUCGAUAGUCUUCGGCCAAAUUGUGAACACAUUUAAUUAUGUGAAACACUGACAAUCAUUACGGUACAUUCUUAUUAUUUUUUGGUUCUUUUUU
Quercus robur (English oak) is the source of this 2379-nucleotide messenger RNA. RefSeq names its product MACPF domain-containing protein At1g14780. The coding region runs from base 77 to 1858 and encodes 593 amino acids. The transcript is spliced from 8 exons. Lineage: Eukaryota; Viridiplantae; Streptophyta; Magnoliopsida; Fagales; Fagaceae. Gene Ontology annotation, cellular component: plasma membrane. Gene Ontology annotation, biological process: plant-type hypersensitive response; regulation of salicylic acid mediated signaling pathway. The record is from RefSeq and is a predicted model, not a curated record.